Cuscuta campestris is the source of this 1917-nucleotide messenger RNA. Lineage: Eukaryota; Viridiplantae; Streptophyta; Magnoliopsida; Solanales; Convolvulaceae. The record is from the annotation of a GenBank genome assembly.
CUAGCUGUUUCUCUUCUUCCAUAACAAAGUACCCAAAUCCUCUCCACCAAAAAAGAAAACAAGAAUUAGGAUUUCAUUAUUAUAUUAAUGGUCAUUAGUAUGAACGAGAUGAACAGUUGUAGCAUUAUCCUCUUCUCCAUAUUAUUUCUACGAUUCUGUGCUCCCACAUCAAGCAGCGAUUACUCUAACGCCGUCGCCGGCGCCGGGAAUCAGAGACGGCCGUUGUCCUACAAUGGAGACGCUCUCGCCGUGGACCCGAGCCUAAGCUUCGGCAACCGGAGGUUGGAAAAUGCCUACAUCGCAUUGCAAGCCUGGAAGGAGGCCAUAAUAUCUGACCCGCUCAACAUAACAGGAAACUGGGUCGGAUCCGGCGUCUGCCACUACACCGGCGUGUUCUGCUGGCAGGCGCCGGAUGAUCCGUCGGAGACCACGGUUUCCGGGAUCGACAUCAACCACGGCGACCUCGCCGGGACUCUGCCCCACGAGCUCGGCCUCCUCUACGACAUCUCCCUGUUCCACAUCAAUUCCAACCGAUUCUGCGGCACAAUUCCGUGGAGUUUUGUGGACCUGAAGCUCCUCUUCGAGCUGGACCUCAGCAACAACCGGUUCGCCGGGAGUUUCCCCGGACCUCUUCUCCGGAUGCCCAGCCUGAAAUACCUGGACAUCCGGUUCAACGAGUUCGAGGGAAGACUCCCGGACGAACUCUUCGAGAGGGCAUUCGACGCGAUAUUCGUCAACAAUAACAGGUUCUCCGGCGAGUUGCCUCGGAACGUAGGGAACUCGCCGGCCUCUGUGAUUGUUCUGGCGAACAACGCUUUCCGGGGUUGCCUGCCCCAGAGCCUGGGCAACAUGUCGAGGACACUGAGCGAGAUGGUGCUGUCGAACAACGCCUUCCGUUCGUGCCUGCCCGGCGAGAUCGGCGGGCUAGAGAAGUUGAACGUGCUUGACUUGAGCAGGAACGAGAUGAUGGGGGCGUUGCCGGAAAGUAUGGGGCAAAUGAGGAGCCUGAAGGAACUGAAUUUGGGACAUAAUAUGUUCUCCGGGGAGAUCCCGGACGGAAUAUGCUCUCUCGGCGGCUUGGUCAGCUUCGGGUAUGAGCAUAACUACUUCACGAGCGAUGCUCCGGCGUGUCUCAAUUUGCCGUCGUACGACGACAGAGAGAACUGUUUGAGAGACAGGGAUGAACAGAGGCCGGAGUUGGAAUGCAAGAGGCUCUUGUCUGCCGGCGUUAAUUGCAGCAGUUUCAAGUGCGGGCCCGAUGUUCCUCCGUGUUCGCCGCCGGGUUUUUCCUCCCCGCCACCGCAAGCGAAAUCUCCUCCACCACCGCCGGCGAAACCACCGCAAGCGAAAUCUCCUCCACCACCACCAUCAUCACCGCAACCAUCCCCGCCGGCAAAACCACCGAAGGCGAAUUCUCAUCCUCCUCCUCCGCCGCCGCAACCGCCUAUUCCCCCGCCACCCCCAAGUCACUGCGAUUGCAAUUCAACAGCAUCUCCUCCUUCCCAAAACUGGCCACCACCAGCCAUCUCGUCUUCUCCCCCGCCCCCACCUAACGCUUCAACGCCACCGUGCUCAGAACAAGCGCCGCCGCCACCAGCUCUAAUUACUCCAUCGCCAAGUUGAGUUGAAGGCAGAAAAGUGUUGCAUUUUGUGAGUGAGUGCCAAACACAGCCACCCGAUUAAAUUGUUUUAUUAGCACGACUCAGCAGCCAAAUUCCCAUUUAUGUGUAUGUGGCGUUAAUAAUUGGAAUUAAGGUAGGGUACACCAAAAUGGGGUACCCCAAGUGUACACCAAAGCCAACACAGACACACACAGACAUUUUGUGUCUGUGUGUGUCUGUGUUGGCUUUGGUGUACAUUUGGGGUACCCCAUGUUGGUGUAUCCUAGCAUUGCCCUAAUAAUUGAACUAUAUCCUA